Messenger RNA from Callorhinchus milii (elephant shark), 5270 nucleotides. RefSeq names its product ATPase phospholipid transporting 9B (gene atp9b). The transcript is spliced from 29 exons. Gene Ontology annotation, biological process: retrograde vesicle-mediated transport, Golgi to endoplasmic reticulum; phospholipid translocation; endocytosis. The record is from RefSeq and is a predicted model, not a curated record. NCBI's taxonomy places the organism in Eukaryota, Metazoa, Chordata, Chondrichthyes, Chimaeriformes, Callorhinchidae. Bases 64 to 3318 code for a protein of 1084 amino acids. Gene Ontology annotation, cellular component: plasma membrane; endosome; trans-Golgi network. Gene Ontology annotation, molecular function: magnesium ion binding; ATP binding; ATP hydrolysis activity.
AUGUUUCCAUGUGUGUUUCAUUCAUGAUAUCGAGUAGAGGAUGAAUCGUCCAGUUUGGACGAAAUGCCACUGAUGAUGUCGGAAGAAGGUUUUGAAAAUGACGAGAGUGACUAUCACACAUUACCAAGAGCCAGAGUUACUCGAAAAAAGCGAGGACUAGCCUGGUUUUUAUUUGGUGGAUGGAAAUUACUUUGUACCAGUUGCUGUGACUGGCUUGCAAACAUCUGUCGGAGAAAGAAGGAACAUAAGGCUCGCACGGUAUGGCUGGGAUGUCCAGAGAAGUGUGAGGAAAAAUAUCCAAGGAAUGCCAUCAAAAACCAGAAGUAUAACUUCUUUACGUUUGUACCUGGGGUGUUGUAUCAACAGUUCAAGUUUUUCUUGAAUCUUUAUUUUUUGGUGGUGUCAUGUUCACAAUUUGUACCAGAACUGAAGAUAGGCUAUCUGUAUACAUACUGGGCUCCUCUGGGUUUUGUUAUGGCAGUGACAAUAGUCCGAGAAGCAUUGGAUGAGUUUCGUCGUUAUCAGCGAGAUGAAGAGAUGAACUCUCAGCUCUACAGCAAACUUACCAUACGAGGCAAAGUACAGGUGAAGAGCUCUGACAUCCAAGUGGGAGAUCUUAUUAUAGUUGAGAAGAACCAGCGGAUUCCUGCUGACAUGAUCUUUCUGAGAACAUCAGAAAAAAGUGGCUCUUGCUUCGUUCGUACGGAUCAACUUGAUGGUGAAACAGAUUGGAAGCUGAGGGUAGCAGUUUGUUGCACUCAAAGAUUGCCAGCUUUGGGUGAUCUUUUUGCAAUCAGUGCUCAUGUUUAUGCUCAGAAGCCACAAAUGGACAUUCAUAGUUUUGAAGGGACCUUCACACGGGAAGACAGUGACCCAUCCAUCCAUGAAAGUCUAGGCACAGAAAACGCACUGUGGGCCAGCACAGUAGUAGCUUCAGGUACAGUGAUAGGUGUGGUAAUUUACACAGGCAAAGAAACUCGCAGUGUGAUGAAUACUUCCAAUCCCAAAAAUAAGGUUGGCUUGCUGGACCUGGAAUUAAAUCGGUUGACAAAAGCUUUGUUUUUCGCUUUAGUUGUACUUUCAGUGGUUAUGGUAGCCCUGCAAGGAUUCAUAGGGCCUUGGUAUCGUUACCUAUUCCGCUUCAUCCUGUUAUUUUCCUAUAUCAUUCCCAUCAGUUUACGUGUAAAUCUUGACAUGGGAAAGGCAGCCUACGGUUGGAUGAUCAUGAGAGAUGACAAUAUUCCUGGAACAGUGGUCAGGACAAGCACAAUACCCGAAGAACUGGGACGUAUAGUUUAUUUAUUAACAGAUAAAACAGGAACCCUUACUAAAAAUGAGAUGGUAUUCAAGCGCCUCCACCUGGGCACCGUUUCGUAUGGGACAGACACAAUGGAUGAAAUUCAAAACCAUAUUAUUGGCUCCUAUGCACAGGGAUGCAGUUCACAUGGACAUUCAGCUGGAAGUAGUACCAUUUCAUCUAGCAAAGCAACUUCUGCUCCAAAAGUUCGCAAGUCUGUCCACAGUCGUAUUCAUGAAGCUGUAAAAGCUAUCGCUUUGUGCCACAAUGUUACACCUGUCUAUGAGUCGCGUGCAGGGGUGAAUGGAGAAACAGAAUAUGCAGAGGCUGAUCAGGACUUCAGUGAUGAAAAUCGCACAUACCAAGCAUCCAGUCCUGAUGAGGUGGCUUUAGUACAGUGGACGCAGAGUGUGGGUCUGACACUGGUGAGCAGAGACCUUUCAUCAAUGCAGUUGAAGACCCCUGGCGGACAAAUCCUUCCAUUCAUCAUUCUACAGGUUUUCCCUUUUACAUCUGAAAGCAAGAGAAUGGGCAUCAUUGUCAGGGAUGACUCUUCGGGGGAAAUCACAUUCUACAUGAAAGGAGCUGAUGUGGCAAUGUCCAGCAUUGUACAGUAUAAUGAUUGGCUGGAAGAAGAGUGUGGAAACAUGGCAAGGGAAGGACUGAGGACACUAGUGGUAGCCAAAAAAUCCUUAACCGAAGAACAGUACCAGGAUUUUGAGAACCGAUACAACCAAGCAAAGUUAAGUGUUCACGAUCGUUCAUUAAAGGUGGCAGCAGUUGUAGAGAGCCUUGAGCGAGAAAUGGAACUCCUAUGUCUCACUGGAGUGGAGGACCAGCUGCAGGCAGAUGUGAGACCCACACUAGAAAUGCUUAGAAAUGCUGGAAUAAAGAUAUGGAUGUUGACUGGAGAUAAACUGGAAACAGCUACUUGCAUUGCAAAAAGUUCACAUCUGGUGUCCAGAAAUCAGGAUGUCCACAUCUUCAGACCUGUAACAAAUCGUGGGGAAGCUCAUUUGGAGUUGAAUGCUUUCAGAAGGAAACAUGAUUGUACACUGGUUAUAUCAGGAGACUCCUUAGAGGUUUGCCUGAAAUAUUAUGAGCAUGAGUUUGUGGAACUUGCAUGCCAGUGCCCAGCUGUCGUCUGCUGUCGAUGUUCUCCCACACAAAAAGCACAAAUUGUGAAGUUGUUGCAGCAGCACACAGGCAAGCGCACAUGUGCAAUAGGUGAUGGAGGUAAUGAUGUCAGCAUGAUCCAAGCAGCAGACUGUGGAAUUGGAAUUGUAGGAAAGGAAGGUAAGCAGGCCUCCUUGGCAGCAGAUUUCUCCAUUACCCAGUUUAAGCACAUCGGCAGGCUACUGAUGGUGCACGGUCGAAACAGUUAUAAGCGAUCAGCGGCACUCGGCCAGUUUGUCAUCCACAGAGGCCUUAUCAUCUCCACUAUGCAGGCUGUAUUUUCAUCCGUGUUCUACUUUGCAUCUGUUCCAUUGUAUCAGGGUUUCCUCAUGGUAGGGUAUGCUACCAUCUACACUAUGUUUCCUGUUUUUUCUCUGGUAUUAGACCAAGAUGUAAAGCCAGAAACAGCAAUAUUAUAUCCAGAGCUUUACAAAGACCUCACAAAGGGGCGUUCAUUAUCCUUCAAGACAUUUCUUAUUUGGGUUCUAAUAAGUGUAUAUCAAGGUGGUAUUUUAAUGUACGGAGGAUUAUUGCUCUUUGAAUCCGAGUUUGUACAUGUUGUUGCUAUUUCCUUCACUGCCCUGAUCUUUACUGAACUGCUGAUGGUUGCACUUACUGUCCGAACCUGGCACUGGCUUAUGGUUGUGGCAGAAUUCCUCAGCCUUGGCUGCUAUGUGGCCUCCCUUGCUUUUCUCAAUGAGUACUUUGAUGUCACCUUUAUCAUCACUGUGACCUUCCUGUGGAAAGUGUCAGCGAUAACCCUCGUCAGUUGUCUUCCUCUUUAUAUUCUCAAGUACUUGAAGCGCAAAUUCUCUCCACCCAGUUAUUCUAAACUUACCUCGUAGUGUGGUUGUUUAAUUCAAUAUGUGACACUUUUACCACUUCUGUGGAAGGAAGACUAGUGAUCCCUAGAAACAUUGUCAGCUUCACAGAGUUGAAAUCUGGGACAAUGGUCUGUUGGCUGAAGGGGCAAAAUAAAAGCAAUGAAAUGGUGCACACUGGAGUGCGUAGCAUUGAAAGAAAAUGAUAGCACUUCUGAUUAGCAGGUACUGCAAAGCACUGCUGGUAUGAAGGAAUGCCUUCAAAUGUUUCGCUUCACAAUACUGAUGGAGUCGGGGAGAAAAUAGAAUUAAUUAAUCUUUGCAUAUUCUCUUUUAUACUUUCCCCUUUUGUUAAUUUAUGUAAAACCUCAAAUGUUUUCAUUGUUUAAAAACUUAUUUGAGUACUUGUUAAUAAUGUUAACUCUGGCACUCAUUGCAUAAUUAUUCUUAAAACACGAGUCAGCUCAAUAUUUUAUUCACUGUCAUGUGAAAGCUCACUCAUUGAUGUCAUUAUGCAUAAAGGAGCAACUUGGCACUAUAUAUUGAUGUUUGAGCUAAAAUACUGCCUAUUUAAUAAUUUGCUACUAACCUAGCUGUGGUCCUCUGUUUCUAAACUGCAACUCUGUUGUGAAACCUUCACUGUAAGAUCUAACAGAGAUAUACACAUUGGCCACUAAUCUUGUGCAAUAUUUUUGUGUCAAAUUUCUCUUUCUAUUCUCAUUUCUUUUAAGGUUAUUUUUUGUAGAUUUGCUGAAUGUAUUCUUACAACUUGAACUUUAUGUGAGACAUUUAUUUAAUACCAGGAAUCCUUAACUUAUUUUAUUUACAAUUAUGUUUUUGAUGACAUGGCAUUAUCUUUCGUCAUCCACUCCUGACACUUUUGGUUGAGUAUUCCAGAACAGGAGAAUUCAAGAAUCUAAAUUUUCCUACCUCCUGACCCAACCACUCCCUCCCUCCCCCAAGGCACGUAACACUGAAUUUGAAUCAAAAUCACCACUAGAACGAACAUUCUUUCAGAAGCAUUUGUGCUUUUCAGUUAAUUUGUUUCAAAACUAGAAUGGAGUACAGCAGAAGAUGUGGUAUUUUUACAGAGGUGAUCUGCAACAUGUGCCAAUAUUGAUUUCCUGUUUACUGCACUGGUUUUAUAUCAUUGUAGUCAACUGAAAUUCUCUUCAAUAAAUCAAUGAAUCAAAAUACAUAAUGUAAUUUAGAAAAGAAUACAUGGUUUAUAUGGUGGUAUUCUGAUCUGUAGAAAUACAUUUUUGUAUUCAUAAUCUUCAAUACAAUCAUUUUUGUGUUUAUCUGGUAUUCUGAAUUAUCAAUGUAUUUAGCCAAUAAUAUGCUGAAAAGGGAUUGAUAAGUUGCAAUGUUCCUGCCAAAUGUUAAUUUUAUUAAAUCAUUUGAGCUCUGCUUUUACACAAUUAUGGUAAAAUGUGUCUAUUCAGAAAUACCUUCCCAUGACUGUACUUGAUGUGGACAUUGUUCAGUUAUUGAAAAGAAUUUAUAAACCAUUUUUGUAAAUUGUAAACUUCAAAUGAUGGAUACCUGACAUAGGAUUCGGAUUGCUGAUCUGCACCACAACUGGAGUAGUGGUAAUCAAACUGAAGGUCCAAUGAAAUCACAAAUGAGAGGUUUCUAAUUGAAUUGAGCUCAAUCUGCAGUUUACACCUGAAUUCCAAGUAACCAUCCCAUUACCAAAAUCACAGUUAUUGGUGAAAAUAGUAUGUUAGCAAUACAGGUAAGCUCACAGCAGGAAUUAAACAUCCCCCUCAAACACAGCCAAUAUAACUUAAAAGAACAACACGCUGGUUGUGGUUAGGUUAUAGCAUUUUGGUGUUUAGCAUCUGAGGCAACGGACAUAAAGAACCAGUUGAGUUUAAUCAUCAAGGUGGCCACUGUAUUCAGAUUUUGCUGUAUUGUUGAAUUGAGCUGGAUGGAGCUCCUUCAGUGCAAAAUAAAUUGAAUUUACAUUUUCA